GGGCGGGGUAGCUGAGAGUGGCCCCCUGGUGGGGCGAUGGAAAAGCAGGAGUCUGGGGGGGCUGCUGGCAGCCUCACCCAGGAAUCCCCUGGAGGGGCCACCAGGGAAGUGCCAGGAGGCAUCACAGGAGUCGCGGCAGGCGCCGGGCUGCCCUCCGGAGUCGUCGCGCCGCCAUGUUCCGGCCGCCCCGGAACAGUCAGCAGAGGCCUGGUUUCUAGCCUUUGCUCCGGAGUGGUAGCGGCUCCUGGUUCCAGGCCCAAGCAGCCUCCUGGGGAGGUUGUGGGCCACAGCCUUGCGUCUGGCACAUACCCUGGCGGAUUUAACGCCCCCAUUCCUGGAACCUGUGCAGCCGGGACGUCUGACUUAGGGUCCAAGGGGUCUGGGGUGCACAACUCGGAAUGCAGUCCGCGUUCUGGUUCAACUUCUUUGCACCCCCACAAACCCUAUAAGGAUCUGCCCCAUAACAUCCUAAAAACCAGCAACCACACCUUGAUACAGAAACCCUCCAGUGCGGACAGGAAAAAGUCUCAACACUGGGAUGAAAUGAAUAUCAUGACCACUUACCACCCUGCUGACAAGGACUACGGAUUUAUGAAGGUGGAUGAGCCUAGCACUCCCUACCACAGGCUGUCACCGCAGGCCAGCGAUGAGCCCUCCCUCACAGUGACUCCGGAGGCACUGAGGGAAAGGUUUGCAACAAUGGACAAUUUCUACCCCAAGGUCCUUCAGCACCCUGAUAACAGAAGCUCAGGGUCUUCAGACAACUUUUCCAAAACACACUCCAGUGGUUUUGAGAGGCACCGCAAGACACACUACAAUGAAGGGAAGUUCCUCAGCCCUCAGAAAAACCAGCCCUCGGGCAAUAACAAGAAGAGCAACGGGGGUAGUGGAAGUUUGGGCAGUGGUGGUCGAGGUGCGAUGCUGGCCCCAGAGGCCAGGCCUGUGGGGAGAGGCUGGGCAGGAGGACUGGCCAGAGGAGUCAAAGACAAGAUUGGCCUGGCGACCAGGAGCCACAUCCAAGAAGCUGAGGAGUCCUCUACCUUCAGAAAUCAGUCCCCGGCUCCGGCCAUCAUCGUGUCGGACAAGGAGGCUGAUCUGCAGCGAAAGGAGUAUUAUAGCAAAGGAAGAUACCUGAGGUGCUGUUCUCACCCAGAGCUUGAGGAGGACACGGAAGAUGAGCAGCAGGACAGCGACAGUGACAGUUCUACAAGCUUGCGCUGGGCGAGUGAGAGUUCCAUAGGAACUGAGGUCCGCUCGCUGGACCACAGAGGAAGCCCCCUUCGGGAUCACAGGCCAUCGAGAACUCCCUGACAGUGACAGGGACACCAUUACAGCCUGAUGCAUCCCUUCGGCUUUGAUGGACUCAGGAGGGGGAAGCCACACAAUAGAAAAUGUAGCCAGCGGGAGAUGGGGAGGGGGCCAGCCUUCCCCUGCCCUCACCACCCAAGGGGUGGACAAUAAAGAGGAGAAGAGCAG
Molecule: messenger RNA, 1476 nt
Organism: Myotis daubentonii (Daubenton's bat)
Lineage: Eukaryota; Metazoa; Chordata; Mammalia; Chiroptera; Vespertilionidae
Exons: 8
Coding region: 37-1311 (424 amino acids)
Biological process (GO): regulation of signal transduction
Molecular function (GO): protein phosphatase inhibitor activity
Source: RefSeq, a predicted model, not a curated record